GCGCUACUCGCGCCGCACCUCGUUAAGCGUUCGAAUUGUUUUGCGCUUUUUGUCUUUGCCUUUUUCUUUGCUAUGAACUUUUGACGACGCUGUCGCGAUAAUUAUUUUUCAGCAUAGUUUAUCAUUAAUACUGUUGUUAGUUGUAAGUGUUAAUGAAAAUAGUGAGUGUGCUCUUUAAUUAUUUGUUUAAGUGCUGAAGGACAAGGAAAAGUCAUGAGUCAAAUGGUGACGCGUCAGGGCCCCGUCGGGGAAGACAUAGAUAAGCGGCAAACCGCAAGUCCAGUUAAAGAGAUGAAGAAAAAAAUGGCAGCGAAUGCAGAAAAAGAAAAGAUCGCAGCCGAGAAGCAUGUCGAUAAACCUAAAGACAAACACGAUGAAAAAACAGAUAAAAAAGAUAAAAAGGAAACAGACAAACAUGCAGAUAAAGCUGAAAAGAAGGAAAAAUCUCAUGACAAAAAAGAUAGAAGCCUGGAUAAAUCGUUGGAUAAAAAAGAUAAAAAUGCUGACAAAUCUAUAGAUAAAAAAGAUAAAUCUGAAAAGAAAGACAAGGCAACAGAAAAGAAAGAUAAAUCGGUUGAAAAGAAAGAGAAAAGUGUCAAUACGCAAGUUGAGAAGUCAACGGAAAAGAAAGAGACAGCAAUAGUUACAACAGUCGGGCCAACUGAGGAAAGCACCAGUGCGGAGAAGACAGUAAAGCAACCAACAAAAGACGAAGAUAAACAAUCUGACACAGUAAAACAAAACGGCGAAGCUAGCCGUCAGAAUGGCAAAGCCAGUAAUGGUACAGCCAGCGAAUCUGACGACGGCGAAGAAGAACUCGUCAUAGUUGAGCCUGACAAUGACGAGAUGUUCCCGGAACUGGCAUAUGACGACACUUCUGACACGGAGCCAACUGACGUUGAUAUACGCAGCGCCACGAGAAGAUCGCAGGUGAAGGUGACACGUACUCCGGAGACGCCACGACCCGCCUCAGUCAAGCAGGCAGACAAGGAAACAGACGAUUCCAAGGAAAUGAAACUGCUUAAAUUGAAAGAAGACAUCAUGAUACCUGAGCGUCGUCUCCGUUCAUCCAACUCCCCAAAACCUUCAGAGAAGAGAACUCUAGACAAGAACUCUCCGAAGGAGAUGAAGAAAAGUGAAUUAGAAACGAAGACGGAGGAAGUUCGCGCAGAAGAAAAACAGGAGAACGCACAGAAGGCAGAAGGAACGGUUACAGAAAUGGUAGUCGAAGUUGAGAAUAUUGAGGGUGAGUAUUAUUAUAAAACUAAUCAUUUUGUCUGUUUGUGGUCGAAUUUCAUUAUUUUUAUCGUGGGCAUCAACACGGACCUGCCGCAGAGUGCGCCAGUAGCUGCAGACGACGCAUUCGACCCGGAGACUAUCAAGCCCACGCCCACUCCCACGCCAUCCUCCGCCCACGCCCACGUUGCUACCCACGUGACGCCCACGACCACAGCCACGCCCACGCUCGCAGAACGCGACUCAAAGAGAUGUAUCCUUAUGUAAGCUCUAAGCUACCUUUUGAUGACUUCAAUGCUUAGUAAAGUGAAAGAGACAGAUAUAUCGGAAAGUAUAGGAGUAAAAGAGAGAAUUCUUUAAAAAAUGUAAAAUGCGACAAGAUAUUCCGUAUAGAGGAGUAAUAGAGAUAGAUGUUUGAUGAUGUGUGAAAGAGACAAAGAUAGAUCUAAAAUAUAGGAGUAAAAGAGAAAGAAUAAAGAGUGAUUUUUGUACAAAAAGGACAGGAUAUAACAGUAUAGUGAGAGAUAGAGAUUGAUGUUUGAUAUUGUGUGAAAGAAACAACGAUAUGUCGUAAAGCAAAGGAAUAAAAGCGAUAGACUCCAUUCUGUGAUGUGUGAAAGAGACAAAGAUAUACAGCAAAGUUAGAGAGUAAAAGAGAUAGAAUUUUUUGAGUGAGUGUGAAAGAGACAAAGAGAUGUCUUUAAACGAGAGAGAAAAGGAUAGAACUGUUCUAUGGAGUAGAAAAAUGUAUGAAGUCUUAAAGGUUCGUUAUUUAAAAUUAAAAGUCGUUUAAUUAAAAUGUCGUGUAAAUUAUGUUUUGGCGUCCAAAUACAAAAUACAAUUACUUUCAGGUAGAUUGUUAUUUUAUAGCAUUUGAAUAAAUCAAAAGGAUAAAGUUUGUGCUUUAAUAUAAGUUAAAUAUAUUUUAGUAUAGAUAUAAGGUUCCUAUGUAAACUAUCGUAACCCACGUUUUGGCAAUUUACACCAUGUAUUUAACGUAAAUAUUAAUUUCUGUAUAAAUUUAAGAGUUAUAUUAGUAAAAGGAUUUGUAGAUUUUGGUUGUCCAUUUAUGUCCGGUACUUAGAAAUCGUAUUGAAAGUUUUGUUAUAGUAAAAUUUGCAUUUUAAACCUACGACAGUUUACGUAGGAGCCUUUAAUCGAGAGUUCUUAUUGCGGUAAUGUAUGAAAACAUUUUUAUAUGUUCAAUGAAAAUUCUCGAUAAUCUUUAUGUUUUCAAGUAUUUGCCCAUUUGUACCGAAUAUAACAAAAUUGUGUCGAAAAUGUGUCGAUUUUGACAUAAAGACAUACAAAAUCAUCUGUAUAUAAAAUUUAGUUUGUAAGUUUAGUUGUUAAUCAUGUUUUUAAUAGUUUUCUAUAAAUAGUACUAAGACUUUCAUGCAUUUUAUACGUUUAACAAAUAUUAAUUUUUCAUACGGAACAUAUUUUGGAUAAAAUUUCAUAUUAGAAAAAGUAACAAAUUUGAAAAACUCUCAUACAUCAGUAUUUAGUCAAAUCAAAAAUUGUGUAAAAAUGUAUUUCCUUCCGCAUGCAUCUUACUUUAGACAGACAGAUGUACGGACAGAGAAAUAGACAAAUGGACAAAGAAACAGACAAAUUGACAUAGAAACAGAGAAACGGACAUAGAAACAGUCAAAUGGACAGAGAAACAGACAUAUGGGCAGAGAAACAGACAUACGGACUGAAAUACAGACGUACGGGCAAAAAAUAGACAGACAGACAGUAAAACAGACAAAUGGAUGUGCGGACAGAAAGAUAGACGACGGAGGGAUUGACAAAA
Papilio polytes (common Mormon) is the source of this 3034-nucleotide messenger RNA. Its product is annotated as TRAF3-interacting protein 1-like. NCBI's taxonomy places the organism in Eukaryota, Metazoa, Arthropoda, Insecta, Lepidoptera, Papilionidae. The transcript is spliced from 7 exons. The record is from RefSeq and is a predicted model, not a curated record. Bases 214 to 1503 code for a protein of 429 amino acids.